CUCGCCCACUAGGGAGGACUCGUUGAUCCGCUUUCGUACCUAUAGUUGCAACCUUGUGGCAGAAUUAAUAAAAUACAUUUAAAAAAUACGGUAUGGAUAGCGAAAAACUUAUAACAUUAGUCCAAGAAAGGAAAAGUCUUUGGGAUCAAAAAGAAACAAAUUACCAUGUGAGGAGUGUUCAAAAAGCGUUGUGGCAACAAGUUUCGAAAGAAAUAAAUGAACCAGUUGAAGCGCUCAAGAAGAGAUGGAGAGGAUUGAGAGACACGUUUCGAAAGGAAUUAAAAAAAGAGAUUAAUUCGAAAAGUGGUGCUGAUGAUUCUCAAAGAUCGUCAUGGCCUUUUUUCAGGCAGUUAUAUUUUUUAGCUGAUACCAUCCAGUUAGGGCAUACGGAAAGUGGUGUACCACCGGCCGAAGAAGAAGAAGAGUCUCUUUCUGACUCCCUCCACGAGCAUCAGUGCCACUCCACUGCUCCUCAAUGUACAGCUUUGGCAACCCCUUGGGCUCAGGGAGAAGUAUUUGGCGAUAACCAUGAAACCUCGAAGUCAAAAGCAAAGAAGUCCAUUAAAAGUCCAUUAAUAAAAAAAAUGAAAUUCUCCCGGGAUCAGUCCUCACGCAAUGAAGACAGAUUCCUCGAACUGGAAUCUAGAAAGGCCAAUUGCUGUGAAGAAGGAGGACAACAAAACAAAUACGGGGAUAAACAAUUCCUGGAUAGCUUACUGCCAUUUUUAACCGAUAUUCCAAAAAACAGAAAACUCAUCGCGCGAACCAACAUAAUGAAGGUAAUAAUUGAGGAAUUGAAUCGAAAAGAAAGUUCACACGAUAAUUAUCCACUUUCUCAUACUUCUGUUUCAACGAACGCUCCCAAUACACCCGCAAGCACGAUUUUUGCUGAUAGUGAUGAAAACUCAGCAGACUGUUUUCCUUAGUUCCACCCUUCUAUGUAAAUAAAUUAACAUUCUUUUAGUUAUGGAAACGUUAUUGCGAACAUUCCGAAAUAUUACUGCAAAAAAAUUAACUACUAAAAUUUGUGAAUGAAUUUGUGCGAGGAAUAAAAAAAUGGUAUGAGAUUUAAAAGAAAAAAUUAAAGAAUUUUGGUUGGCCAUAAUUCCCAACAAAUCCAAAAUUGCGGCAAAUAUAUUUUUUUUUUUAAAUAUGAUGGGAAAGAUGAGGUUGAAUAUAUGAUAAAAUAGUACAAAUUACAUUAGGGUUCAAGAAUGCCAUGAAAACUGCUCUAUAAAAAGCGGUUCGCACUAUAUUCGCAGCUGGCAUAGACGUUUGAAAGAAGACAAUAGUGGAGGCUAUGCUUCUUCAAUGGCUGUGGAGACCAAAAUGAAUGGAUGAAUGAUUAGUAUGAUUGGGCCAACUCAUAUCAUCCAAAGAA
This is a messenger RNA of Nezara viridula (southern green stink bug), 1381 nucleotides long. NCBI's taxonomy places the organism in Eukaryota, Metazoa, Arthropoda, Insecta, Hemiptera, Pentatomidae. The record is from the annotation of a GenBank genome assembly.